Messenger RNA from Brassica napus (rape), 975 nucleotides. RefSeq lists its product as uncharacterized. The coding region runs from base 83 to 799 and encodes 238 amino acids. The record is from RefSeq and is a predicted model, not a curated record. The transcript has a single exon. Lineage: Eukaryota; Viridiplantae; Streptophyta; Magnoliopsida; Brassicales; Brassicaceae.
UAGCUCGAGUUGAUAGACAGAAAUAAAAACACUCUCAAAACGUUACAAAACCUCUUCACAUUUUUCUUCUUGCUACCCCUUAAUGGCUUCUGACGAGAGCAUGGUCAUCAACUCUUCUUCAGUUCUAGACGAAGAGUACGACGAUACCGAUGAUGGGUUUCAUUACCAGACCAGACAAAGCAGUUUGUCUAGGUUAUCUAUCUGCACGAGCUCCUUUCACGACGACGAUGACGAUAACUUCACAAGUCAACCUUCUGAACUGGGUACCUUCAUGUCUGAGCUCUCUCUGGAGAGCUUCGACGACGUAGGAGCCGAGGCUGACGGAGAAAUCUCCGACGGUGAAGAUUCAGAUUCCGAUAAGGAAUCUUCAGGGUUCUACUCUCUCCCGACGAUCAUGUCUCGCCGGAGAAGAAAAGUCAACGAGAUGACGAACGUCGAUGGCAGUACUGUAGUUAAGCAGAGAAGCUACGGUCACGGUUUUAACGGUGUGGAGAGAGACGGAGACGGAAAACGUUACGGAGGAGAGUUGACGGUGUUAACUAAUGUGAAAGGAGGAAAGAAGUCGAUGAAGAUGGGUUUUGAGGAAGUGAAGGCUUGUAGAGAUCUCGGGUUCGACGUGGAAGUUCCGGGUCGGGUUUCAGUAUCCAUCGGGCCAAACCGGGAGACUCAGACAAGUAGUGGAAGCAACUCUCCGAUUGCCAACUGGCGUAUCUCGAGCCCUGGAGAUGAUCCGAAGGAGGUUAAGGCGAGACUGAAGAUGUGGGCACAUGCAGUUGCUUUAGCUUCCGCGUCACGUUAAAGCUUUCUUAUGUUAGGGUUGUUCUUUCGAUAUUUAGGUUUUUUAUUCUUGUCCUAUUGUCUUAUGAGUUAUUAUCAGUUUUUUUCUUGAAUCUGUAACUCUUCUACUGGGUUUGUAAAUAUGAAAGGUAUAACUAUAUGUUUUUUGUUCAAUGUUGAUAAAAAAAAGCUACUCAA